This is a messenger RNA of Symbiodinium natans, 1179 nucleotides long. NCBI's taxonomy places the organism in Eukaryota, Dinophyceae, Suessiales, Symbiodiniaceae. The record is from the annotation of a GenBank genome assembly.
AUGGCCAGACGGAGCUUGUCCACACCAGAGCUGACAGGCACCUACACCGAUACCGUCGAAGCGGACGAUGAAGGUCAUCCGAAACAGUUGUGGCUGCUCGCGCCGGCAAGGGGCGCUGUCCAAGGUGAAUACGUUCUCCAGAAAGGGCGGGACAAUUUCAACCAGCCCUUGUGGAGACAGCAGAAGGGAUCAGGCUGGCUAUUCAGCAGUGCUCCUGACGGCUUCUGGCGUUUUGCCAACAGCGACGUGGAACUGGCUGAUCGCUUGGGGCCGAUUCAGUCAGCGCAGCCGCAUGCCGGAGUAGCACCUUACAAGGUGGCCCGAUGGCAGUACCACGACGGCAGUGAUUGGCACGAUGAUGCGUCCAUAUCCGUGCUGGCCUCCCAGAUUGAAUUCACAAAUGCGAUGGCAAAGAAGCAGUGCGCUUCGGGUGACGAGGAGCACCCGCCGUCACUUUGGCUGCUGUCGCCUCGGUAUGCGAACCUACAAGGCGAGUACCGAAAGCAGGAAACGCGGCGGGAACGAGGUCAACCAGUUUGGCGCCAAGUUGGAGGAGAAGGCUGGAUCUUCAGCACCAGCAAGGGCCGAUGGUUUGUGACGGACGACGAAGCUGGAAUUGCACAAAGUGGUGGUGUGAUGGCAUCGGUUGCCCCACACAACGGGAGCCCACCCAACAAAGUUGAGCACUGGCAAUUCUUCAAUGAUGGCUCGUGGCAGCCUGACGCGGCAAUUCUGCUUACUGAGAAGCAGGCCGAGGCUGAGCGCCUCUUGGCCGAGCAGCAGAGGGAGGCGCUGCUUCGCAGCGGCGCGGCUCCCGACCGCGUUUGGAUCGUCUGCCCUCCGAAGCCAUUGAUCCAGGGGGAGUACACUCGCCAGCCCGGGCGAAUUGAGCGUGGUCAUCCUGUUUGGCGUCAAGUGGGUGGAAGCGGCAUCCUGUACAGCAAUGGUUUGGGUGGCCUGUGGUGUGUGGCAACCAAAGAAGCCGAUGUCCAGAAGAACUUGGGCGUCCUGCAAUGUUCCAACGCGCACCAGGGCCGACCACCCCACGAAAUGGAGGCUUGGCAGUAUGCAGACGGGUCAACAUGGCGCCUGCACAAGGAUUUGCGAGUCACCGAUCAGCGUGAGGAGGGUCUGGCAGCACUGGCUGAACAGGUGGGCCGCGCGAGUGGGACAGUUUAG